Molecule: messenger RNA, 1426 nt
Organism: Trichobilharzia szidati
Lineage: Eukaryota; Metazoa; Platyhelminthes; Trematoda; Strigeidida; Schistosomatidae
Source: the annotation of a GenBank genome assembly
AUGAUUUCAAGGAAGCGAUCAUAUACAUCACGUUCUCGUUCCAAGUCAUCUGGAUUCGGUUCCCCAAGACGAAAAAAUAGAUCCAGAUCCAAGGAACGCUAUGCACCUUAUUCUUCAAUGUGGGAAAGGAGUAGAGAGAGAUCCCAUUCAAAAAAAUUCGACUGUAGUCCUCGACGCUCAGUCAGCCCUGCUGAACAAAAGUCGAGGUCCUCAAGACUUAAGAAACCUGAAAUACAAUCAAGUAUAAAUCCGAUCACAGAUUUCCAGACUGGAGGUAACGUUUUACUCGACUUACUAAUUCAGGGACAGCUGUAUACAAUAAAUGCAGCCACGCUAAUGCGUCAGGCAAAGGAAAUCUCAAUUGUUAUAGAACGCACUUUUCCAGUUGAUGUGAAUUUAUCACAUUUGGAAAAGUCCGAAACAUUUGAUGUUCGGAUUAGUGAAGUGAAAAUACCACGUCGUCCGAACGAAGGUCAUAAAGCUGUUUUUGAUCUUCCUGGAAUCAAAUUUUACAACACUGUAGCUGAUGAAGCUCUCAUAUACAAACGUUUAGCAGAUACAAUUUCAUCUGCAAGUUCACGAAAAUCCAAUCAUUCGGAAACCAAACGAGAAAGUGAGUAUCAUGACAUAAGUCAUUUUACAGGUCCUGGUCGAUUUUAUGGCAGUCGUGUUGAUGAACGCUUAAUGGAUUCAAAGCGUACUUAUCCCUUGGAUCCUUCAGAAACUCCGAGAGGUCAAUCCUAUUAUCUCCAUGACGAUAGAGCAGACGAUGGAUAUGGAACGAGACGCCGAUUGAACAAUUCUCGAUCCGAUCGUUUAUAUUCUUCCAGCUAUCAACGAGAUCGUCGAUCCCGUCGCCUUUCACCCUCACCAUCCCGAUCACGCCCGUCGCGUUCCGAUUUAACAUCGAAAAAGUGGCUCCAUGAUAAGUUCGAGGAGAUAGAAAAAGACAAUUCAUCGCAAAAACCAGUCCCAAUGCCUGUCCCUGCUCCAAAACCGAUCCUAUGGUCUACUAUUGGAAAAGAAAUCAACGGCAAGAAAACUGUCUUAAGUGACGAUCAAAACUAUAGUCCAAACAGUGCCGCUAAUCAAUCUCCAAUGACUGAUAGCAAUGACAAUCGAAUCGGUUCGCCUAAGACAAAGGCACAAACAGACACGAGUAAUAUACAGGUUAACAGUAGUAAUACCAAGGUAUCCAAUAAAGAUGAUCAAUACAAUAGUGAGGUUAUUCAUUUGGAUGUGGAUCAAGUGUUUGAUGAAAGCAUGGAACAAUAAGCUUAUUUGUUUUAUUUGUACAGGAAGCAUCGCAAAUUAAGCAUUUCGUUUUGUUGUAAUCAUUUAUUGUGUCGCAUUUGAGAAUGCGUUACUUGUACAUCCAACUUGUUUAUAUAUGAGCGACUUAAAACCUUGAUUUUAAAGAAGGCAA